Molecule: messenger RNA, 1813 nt
Organism: Neltuma alba
Lineage: Eukaryota; Viridiplantae; Streptophyta; Magnoliopsida; Fabales; Fabaceae
Product: receptor-like protein kinase ANXUR1
Exons: 2
Coding region: 8-1081 (357 amino acids)
Biological process (GO): protein autophosphorylation
Cellular component (GO): plasmodesma; plasma membrane
Molecular function (GO): transmembrane receptor protein tyrosine kinase activity; ATP binding
Source: RefSeq, a predicted model, not a curated record
ACUGGGAAUGGGAAUCUUUCACAGGUGCUUUGGAGGCCCUGCUUCCACUUCUCGGAAACAUUCUCCCACAACAAUAGAAUAUCUAUGCCAUCGCUUUUCUCUUUCCCAACUUCGAAAAUCCACCGACAACUUUGACGACAGCCGGAUUAUAGGUGAAGGGCCCUUUGGUGUGGGGUAUAGGGCUCGCAUCUCCGUCAAUGGCCAAAUGAAAGAUCUUAUAGUGAAAAGGCUCCGGCGAGAAGCGGCGAAUUCCUCAUACGGGCUCUUACUGUAUAAGAACGAUAUCAUAUUUAGAUGUCAGCUUCACCAUCCGAAUCUCGUGUCUCUGGUUGGAUUUUGCGAUGAUCAAAAUGAAAUGAUCGUGGUCUAUGACUACGCCCCAAACGGAUCACUCUAUCAGCAACUUUACGAAACAGAGGCUAAGCCACCGAUACGACCAUGGAAGAAAAGGCUAGAAAUCAGUAUAGGAGUGGCGCGUGGAUUACACUACCUUCACUCAGGAACCAAACGCACCAUCAUUCACCGCGAUAUUACACCGUUUGCCAUUCUUCUGGGCGAGCAUUGGAUUCCCAAACUCAAUUUUUUCGGGUUCUCUAUAAAAGGACCAAAGUUUUCAGAAAAGGAUGUGAAACCCAUACAGUUGGAAUCCAUUGAAGGCCCUGUGGGAUACAUAGCUCCUGAGUGCAUUAGUGGCACUAAUGUCACGUAUAAAAGUGACGUCUAUUCUUUUGGAGUAGUUUUGUUAGAACUCAUUUGCGGAAAGACUUUAUUCGAGAUUGCUCAGCAUAAGGGGCGUCAUGUUGAUAAGACUGCAAGUGUCAUUCCAUUUACAACGAGUGUGGUUAAGGACGUCCGUAAUUUGGAAGAAAGAGGAAAUGCUGGAGGAAUUAUUGAUCAGAGUUUGAUGGGAGAAAUAGCAGCAGAGUGUUGGAAAUUGUAUAUGGACAUUACAGAGAGUUGCUUGAGUGAAGAUCCCGAUGAGAGGCCUGAUAUGGGAGACGUUGAAGUCCAACUUGAACGUCUAUUGCAAAUACAAGAGGAAGCAGACACCAACCAUGCUUUUCAUGCUUUCUUGAUUUAAUUUCUUUGCUUGUUUGAAUCUUUCAUGCUUACUCUUCCACUAGAAAAUACUUGUUUGUGUCUCUUAAUUACUGGAUUCUUUAGAUUUAACCUCUCAUAAUCCGUUUCUAUAUCAUUUCCAUUAUCUUACUUCUCGUGAUUUCUUGCAUGUAGUUGGAUUGGUGUUUGUAAAUGCGAAAUAUAACUUCUCGAUCAUGAUAUGGUACCAAAAUGUUCGAAAAACAUUUAUCUUUCACCAUUCACGUAAUUACAAGUGUUUCUUUACCUUUUUUAUUUUUUUGGGGGGGGGGGGCACCAAAUGCAAGCAAAUUUUAUUGUAGCUCGCUGUUUUACUUCUGCAAUAUGCUAGAGGCAAAAUCUGCUGAAAGAAAUUUUUAAUUCCUUCAGAGACAGCUAGCAUCAGGCAUCAGACCUCACUUUACUUACCAAGAAGGCAAGAACCAGGCUUAACCGUCAUCAUUAUCCAUUGCAAAUUGCUGGUAUAUAAUGCUUUUCUUGUUGAUUUGGUCCUAUGGCUGCAGUAGGGAAUGAUAUUUUAACUUGCAAUGCAACAACUGAUGGCAGUUUUACUGUGAAGAGUGCAUAUUACUUGCUAGAAAUGAUGAUGAAGCACCGAUGGUCUUAACAACCGGUUUUCAAAGUCUUUGCAUUAAGCAGAAUUAUUCAUUGAUGUUUGUAUUCCAUUUUAGAUGCAACUAUUAGGCACAAGCAAGUUAAAUAUAUAGGUUAUGUU